GGCCCGCGGCGGUUGCGGGCAGUACCUUAGGGCGCUGCUGGCCCCGGCUGGCCGCGGCCAUGAACUUUUCGGAAUCAUUCAAGCUUUCGGGCCUGCUUUGCAGGUUCUCCCCGGACGGCAAGUACCUGGCUUCCUGUGUCCAGUACCGGCUAGUGAUCCGGGAUGGGAAGACCCUUCAGAUCCUUCAGUUGUAUACGUGCCUGGACCAGAUCCAGCACAUAGAGUGGUCAGCAGACUCCCUCUUCAUCCUGUGUGCCAUGUACAGACGGGGGCUUGUGCAGGUCUGGUCACUGGAGCAGCCGGAAUGGCACUGCAAAAUCGACGAGGGCUCCGCGGGGCUGGUUGCUUCCUGCUGGAGUCCGGACGGCCGCCACAUUCUGAAUACAACUGAAUUCCAUCUGCGAAUAACCGUCUGGUCCCUGUGCACAAAAUCUGUGUCUUACAUCAAGUAUCCCAAAGCCUGUCAGCAGGGAAUAACUUUCACCAGGGAUGGCCGCUACCUGGCCUUGGCAGAGAGGCGAGACUGCAGGGACUAUGUGAGCAUCUUUGUGUGCAGCGACUGGCAGCUCCUCCGGCACUUUGACACAGAUACGCAGGAUCUCACAGGGAUCGAGUGGGCCCCGAAUGGCUGUGUGCUGGCAGCGUGGGACACUUGCUUGGAGUACAAGAUUCUGCUCUACUCCCUGGACGGCCGCCUGCUCUCCGCAUAUUGUGCCUAUGAGUGGUCCCUGGGCAUCAAGUCUGUGGCCUGGAGCCCCAGUAGUCAGUUCCUGGCCAUUGGGAGCUAUGACGGAAAGGUGCGCCUCCUUAAUCAUGUGACCUGGAAGAUGAUCACCGAGUUUGGGCAUCCUGCAACCAUUAAUAAUCCCAAGACAGUUGUGUAUAAGGAAGCUGAGAAGAUCCCACAGCUGGGGCUGGGCCACCUGUCCUUCCCACCACCCCGAGCAAUGGCUGGUGCCCUCUCUACCUCAGAGAGCAAAUAUGAAAUCGCCUCUGGGCCAGUUGCCUUGCAGACUCUGAAGCCGGUAGCUGACAGAGCUAACCCUAGGAUGGGAGUAGGGAUGCUGGCUUUCAGUUCUGACAGCUACUUCCUGGCAACAAGAAACGACAAUGUCCCCAACGCUGUCUGGGUCUGGGACAUUCAGAAGCUGAAGCUGUUUGUGGUACUGGAGCAUUUGUCUCCAGUGCGCUCAUUUCAGUGGGACCCACAGCAGCCAAGGCUGGCCAUCUGUACAGGCGGGAGCAAGGUGUACCUGUGGUCCCCUGCAGGCUGUGUGUCCGUGCAGGUACCUGGGGAAGGUGACUUCCCAGUGCUUGGACUGUGCUGGCACUUGAGUGGGGAUUCCUUGGCCCUCCUUAGCAAGGACCACUUCUGUCUCUGUUUUCUGGAGACCAAGGAGGGGUUUGGCGCAGCCUGUGGACAACGGGACGGCCAUGCCUAGGACCUGAGUGGAAACCGAGGCAACGGGCCCUGCUGCUUUCAACACAAGCAACAGCUGCGCAGGCUCCUGAUGGGACGGGAUAUCCAGUUUUCUGUAGUGAUGUGUUCUGUAAAUAUGUAUAAACUGUAAUAUAAAAUAGGUAUUUGCUAAUCCAUGGGACAAGGGUGGUCAUUUCCCUCAAGGCCUUAGGUCAUAGGUUCAAGGUCUAUCUUAGGAGGAUAACAACACUUAGCUGCCUUAUGUCUCUUUAUAUUCCGAGCUGUUUCCAGAGUGCUCUUGACCAAGGGUGACUACUGUGGAUCUGUGCAGCCCCUCUGCAGCAGGAUGUCCUCAGGCACCCGUGCCUCCCCCAGCACUUAGCCCACCCAGCACAGCUCCACAUCUCUAGCAAACGGCCUGAAAGCAGCCAUACCAAAAUGUUGGGCUAUCUGAACCAGGCUCUUAACCUGGACUGUGGACU
Molecule: messenger RNA, 1902 nt
Organism: Microtus oregoni (creeping vole)
Lineage: Eukaryota; Metazoa; Chordata; Mammalia; Rodentia; Cricetidae
Gene: Wrap73
Product: WD repeat containing, antisense to TP73
Exons: 12
Coding region: 60-1442 (460 amino acids)
Biological process (GO): microtubule anchoring at mitotic spindle pole body; mitotic sister chromatid segregation; protein localization to mitotic spindle pole body
Cellular component (GO): MWP complex; mitotic spindle; microtubule organizing center
Molecular function (GO): protein binding
Source: RefSeq, a predicted model, not a curated record